This is a messenger RNA of Rhizopus microsporus ATCC 52813, 947 nucleotides long. Its product is annotated as thioredoxin-like protein. The coding region runs from base 182 to 904 and encodes 240 amino acids. The record is from RefSeq and is a predicted model, not a curated record. Gene Ontology annotation, biological process: regulation of G protein-coupled receptor signaling pathway. The transcript has 4 exons. NCBI's taxonomy places the organism in Eukaryota, Fungi, Mucoromycota, Mucoromycetes, Mucorales, Rhizopodaceae.
AAAAAGUCCGCUGAUGAAGCUUGUUCUUUUUUCUUUUUCGUUUUUAAACUUUUCCAUCAGCACAAAUGGAUGAUGCAUUACUAGCACAAUUUCAAAAGGCUCGAUUAGAAGAACAUGAUGAUAGAGAUAGGAUUGAGCCCGAAACUGAUGAUGAAUUAGAAGAAGAAGAGGAACAAACAUAAUGCCAGAACUAUUAAGAAAUGAAGGGCCUCAAACAGGACCAAAAGGAGUAAAGGCAGAUCAUGACUAUUAUCAAAAGAUUCAACAGGAAUCAAAAGCAAGAGAGAUUGCGGCAUACAAUGCACGCGUAUUAGCAAAAGCGCCCAUGACUACGACCUAUGCAGAAGAUAAGAGACAAGAGAAAUUACUGAUAUUGGAACAUAAAAGCGAUGAUGACGAUGAUGAAGAAGUGAUAAAGAUGUAUAGACAGAAAAGAUUAAAUGAGUUGAGGAAUAUGAAGGCAAAUAAUCACUUGUUACGGCAGCAACAAAAAGUGUUUGGAUAUGUUAAUGACGUGAACGUAGAUGAAUAUCUUAAAGCUAUUGAUAAUGAAUGGAAGACUGUGCCUGUCAUUGUUCAUAUUUAUGACAAAAGAAUACCCGCUUGUAACAAAUUAGAUGAGUACCUGAUUGACUUGGCAAAGAAGUAUGCAUUAGCCAAAUUCAUAAGAAUACAUGCUACUGAGAUAGACUUUGAUCUGGUUGGUUCGCCUGCUAUUCUGGCUUAUCAAGGUGGCAUAUUAAUAGCCAAUCUUGUAAGAAUAAUAGAUGAGGUUGGACAACGAUUUGAUGUGGAAUCCAUUGAGGAUAUUUUACAACGUCAUGGUGCUUUAUCUGAAAACGAUAUAUACGAAAAGAUACCUGACGACAAUGAUGAUGAUGAUGACUAUGAUGAUGACAUGUAGUGUUUUUUAAUGUAAAUAAAAUGGAUACCUGACUCUUUCAGCU